Molecule: messenger RNA, 915 nt
Organism: Nasonia vitripennis (jewel wasp)
Lineage: Eukaryota; Metazoa; Arthropoda; Insecta; Hymenoptera; Pteromalidae
Gene: SP11
Product: serine protease 11
Biological process (GO): proteolysis
Molecular function (GO): serine-type endopeptidase activity
Source: RefSeq, marked validated
AAGUGUUCUACAACACAACGGUACAAGCAACAUGUUGGGAAUAAUCGUUCUAUGCGUGGCUUUCGUUUUGGCUAGUGGGAACCCUAUCCCGGCGUCACCCAUAGCGAGACCAGCUAUGGAUCCCUUCUAUCCGCAGGGUCGCAUAGUUGGCGGUCGAGAGACAACGAUUGAAGAACACCCCUGGCAGGUGUCUCUCCAGGUCUUGGGCUUUCACUUUUGCGGUGGAAGCAUCAUCUCUGAGGACACGAUUUUAACAGCUGGUCACUGUACCGUCAGCUAUCCAGCUUCGAUGAUGGCAGUUAGACUUGGCAGUUCCAGAACCGACAGAGGAGGUGUCCUGCACGAAGUCCGCGAAAUCGUACGCCACGAGAACUACAAAACCAACAUCUUGGGUAUUCCAGUAAACGACGUCGCUGUACUCAAGCUAAAAGCAUCGAUCAAAUUGGACAACACCAGACAGCCCGUUCCCCUCUUCGACCUAAACGAGGUGGCUCCCGAAGGUGUUUUGUCCACUAUCUCUGGAUGGGGUGACCUCGAAGAGGCUGGAGCGUCUCCAGACGUUCUUCACACGGUCGAUGUACCUAUUGUCACCAAAACAGAGUGCAACAAGGCCUACGAAUCUUGGGGUGGUAUUCCAGAGGGUCAGAUUUGCGCCGCAUUCCCAGCUGGAGGUAGAGACACCUGCCAGGGUGACUCGGGUGGCCCUCUCGUCCUUGCUGGACGACAAGCUGGUAUUGUAUCAUGGGGCAAUGGCUGCGCUCGAAAGGGAUACCCUGGAGUUUACACCGAAAUCGCAUCUUUCCGUGACUGGAUCAAGGAGCAUGCAACCGUAUAAAUAAUAUUUUUGGAUUGAAAUAUAUUUACUUGACUAUGGAAUAAAUAGAAUUGAUUAAAAUAAAAUUGUUUCCUGGAUCA